CAAAUUCAAGAUCAGGAUCAAAAUCAGGAUCAACAUCUGAAUCAACAUCUGAAUCAAAUUCAAAUUCAAGAUCAGGAUCAAAAUCAGUAUCAAAAUCAAUCUUCGCAUGGGCAUCAUCCUCUAUCUUUCCCAAUUUCGUGCCCGCAGCCACAAGACAUGCCCAGCGCGGCCAUGACCCGACUUGGUCCAGCGAGCCUAGUCGGCGACAGCUUCACCAACAUUGUCGCCGGCGCCCACUCCAAGCCGCUCCGCCCGCCGGGCCCGCAGCACUCGCACACGGCCGACGGCAGCCAGCCCCCGCGGUUCAAGAAGAGCCCGCGCCUGCGCCAGAGCACCUCGUUCCAGCAGCUUGCCCGCAAGAUGGAGACGCCGCCGUCGGGCACCAAGAGCCCGCGCAACCGCUACAGCGACGACGGCGAUGGCCUCAAGGGUCGCGCCCGCGACAGCGGCAAGAAGAAGAGUACCUUUAGCGCCUUCAUGAGCAACAUGCUGGGCUCGCCGCGCCGCCCGACCAUCUCGACGCCGACGAACCCCAUGCACGUCACCCACGUCAGCAUCGACAACGAGACGGGCGAGUUUACGGGCCUCCCCAAGGAAUGGCAGCGCAUGCUCCAGCAGAACGGCAUCACCGAGCAGGAGCAGAAGCAGCACCCCCAGGCCGCCAUGGACGUUGUCAACUUCUACAAGACCAACGCGGAGAAGAACGGCGAGGACGAAGUCUGGGAGAAGAUGGGCGCCGCGCACCCCCACCACCAGUCGCUCAACCCCGCCUACGGAGCACCCCAGCCGCUCAGCCCGCCGCAGAGCCCGCGCUUCCCGCGCAACGAGCACGACAGCUUCGAGAACCCCCGCGCCCCGCCCCCAGUCCCUCUGCCCCGCAGCCUGACGUCGCCCGUGUCGAACACGCCCCAGGCCAAUGGCUCCGUCAUGCCCAACCGACCUGCUCCCCGCCCGCCGGGCGCUGCGGCAGGCUCGGCCAACCUCGUGCCCUCGCGUGCUGCGCCGACGGCACCCCAGGUCGCCUCCCAGCAACUCCGUCCGAAGAACGAUGCGCCCCCGGUCGUCUACGCCUCUCCCCAGGCCACGGACAGCGCCUAUGGCACUUCUUCAGCGCCGCGAAGCCGCGCAAACACCACGGGUGGGACGCCUCCGCACUUUGAGUCGCCCAGCAGCAGCCAGACUGCCAUCUCGCCCGCGCAGCAGUACCAGCAGCAGCAGGCCCAGGCCAUGGCCGCAGUCCAGCAUUCGAUGAACAGCCACAAGCACCAGCCGCCCCAUCUUGGCCGAAGCGUCAGCCAGAAGGCGCCACAAGCGCAGCCCUUCCACCAUGGGCCCCCUGCACACGUGCAGCCCUCGCCGCAGCAGCUGCUCGCGCAGCAGAUGGAUCCGCAGAACAUUCCUCUCCCAUCGCAGCAGGCUCGUGCAGGCCCAGCGCCGCCUCAAGCGCAGGCUCGACCACGGCAGCGACCGAGGCAAAGCCAGGGCCCGGAUAUCGUCGCCAAGCUCAACGCCAUCUGCACAAACGCAGAUCCCACCACGCUUUACCGCCAGCUCAACAAGAUUGGCCAGGGCGCCUCCGGUGGUGUCUACAUGGCUUACGAGAAUUGCUCCAACAAAUGCGUAGCCAUCAAGCAGAUGAACCUGGAGCAGCAGCCCAAGAAGGACCUGAUUAUCAACGAGAUUCUGGUCAUGAAGGACAGCAGGCACAAGAACAUUGUCAACUUCAUGGACAGUUUCCUCGUGCGUGGUGACCUGUGGGUUGUCAUGGAGUACAUGGAGGGAGGCAGCUUGACCGACGUGGUCACGUUCAACAUCAUGUCGGAAGGCCAGAUUGCGGCAGUCUGCAGGGAGGUUCUCCACGGCCUCCAGCACCUGCACUCCAAGGGCGUCAUUCACCGCGACAUCAAGUCCGACAACAUCCUUUUGUCACUCGAGGGCAACAUCAAGCUCACCGAUUUUGGAUUCUGCGCUCAAAUCAACGAGCACCACAACAAGCGCACGACCAUGGUUGGUACGCCGUACUGGAUGGCGCCAGAAGUUGUCACUCGCAAGGAGUACGGUCGCAAGGUCGACAUUUGGUCACUGGGCAUCAUGGCUAUCGAGAUGAUUGAGGGAGAGCCGCCGUACCUCAACGAGAGUCCUUUGCGCGCGCUGUGGCUCAUCGCCACGAACGGCACACCUCAGAUCAAGGAGGAGCACGCUCUGUCGCCAGUUCUCCGCGACUUUUUAGGCUUCUCGCUGAAGGUGGAUCCUGACAAGCGCGCCAGCGCCCAUGAUCUUCUUGUGCAUCCCUUCAUACAGACAUCAGAGCCGCUCAACACCCUCGCACCGCUUGUGUUGUCUGCGCGAAAGGCAAGAGCCGAUGAGAAGAAGAAGAAGGGCGGUAUGUGA
Didymella exigua CBS 183.55 is the source of this 2391-nucleotide messenger RNA. Its product is annotated as Pkinase-domain-containing protein. Gene Ontology annotation, cellular component: cytoplasm. The transcript has 5 exons. The annotation marks the transcript as partial. Gene Ontology annotation, biological process: regulation of MAPK cascade; protein phosphorylation; intracellular signal transduction. The record is from RefSeq and is a predicted model, not a curated record. Lineage: Eukaryota; Fungi; Ascomycota; Dothideomycetes; Pleosporales; Didymellaceae. Gene Ontology annotation, molecular function: ATP binding; protein serine/threonine kinase activity.